UUUGUAAUGUGAGUCGCAAGGUUUUAACAAAAAUUGGUUGUAAUUAAUUAGGUACAUUCGAAUUCCUGUAAAUAAGAAUCUCUAUAAACAAAUGAACACUACAGUCAUGCAAAAGGAACAAAAGAAAAAACCAUCGAAAAGCAAAAUCAAAAUCAAUGCACUGCGGGAGGAAGUCCAGCGGCUUCGAUCGGAGCUGAUGCGCUUGGAGGGCGAGCGCAUCGAGAUGGCCGUCCGCCAGACCGAUCUGAUGAGCCAGUGGAACUCGGUUUCUGCCACCUACCAGUCGGCGGUUCGCGAACGUGACAAGACGAUCCUGGAACUGCUGCUGGAAACGGACGGCACCCAUCAUGGUGGUAACAAUAACAACAGACCAAGUGAAAAAACGCUCAACAACGAGGAACUGCUGAGGGCCGUGGGUCUACCCGCGGUAGACAAAGAAGUACAAACCGAACUGUGGUAAAGUGUGGCAAUUUAUUUUCUAAUCAUUGACAUGUACAAAGGAACCUAAAUAAUAAUAAUAAUAAUAUGUA
This is a messenger RNA of Sabethes cyaneus, 530 nucleotides long. RefSeq lists its product as uncharacterized. The coding region runs from base 92 to 460 and encodes 122 amino acids. The record is from RefSeq and is a predicted model, not a curated record. Lineage: Eukaryota; Metazoa; Arthropoda; Insecta; Diptera; Culicidae. The transcript has 2 exons.